ACGCCUGCGUGAACAAUUUAAGGCAUAUAGGCUUACAUUGUACAUGUGCGCACAGAGAGCGAGUAAUCCAAGAUUGUGAGCUAUUUUCGAAAACAAAAAUCAUCAAUGAAAAAUAGAGGGAGAAAUCCUUUUUGAAAAUAAAGCAACACUGAUCAAGAGACUGACGGUCAUCAUACAAGAUCGGCAUAUUGUUACUGACCAAUCGCCAAUCACAAAAAAGUCAUUUAACAACGAAGCGAUACAAAUCUUGUAAAAUUCCUGAGCUGGCAACAUCUCUACUGAACUACAGAGAGAGAGAAAAAGCUGCUGUUUAGGUUACAUCUAGAUGGAUGUAAAAAUGGAGACGUGUGAGGCCACCAUAAAUACCAGAGAAAUAAUGGCUGUAAGUAUUAAGAAGGAUGAGUGUGAGUGGGAGUCUAUCCACCCUCAACAGGAGAGUCUCUGCAUUGAGGACUGUGAGACAGGGUUAGUGAGCAUUAAAGAAGAGGCUGAAGAGACGUCUGUCAGCAUUGAGACAAACAUUUAUAAAAGUGUGCAGAAUAUCAAGGAAGAGGACCAUCCGUGUGGGGGUGAAGAUGGAGCAGCGAACGGGUUAGUCUCACCUCACAGCAGACCCUGUGCAUCAUCAGAGUCUUCAAUCCUGGUGAAGUCUGAAUCAUCACAGCCUGACACCCAGAUGACUGAAGACCCUUCAUCUGUUAGAAUUGAGGAAGAUCAGGCUGAUGAAAGGGACAAACCUCACUGUUGUUCUGAAUAUGGAAAUCGGUUCUAUCAGAGAAGUGCUCUUCAGCGCUACAAAAGAAUUUACACUAGAGAGAAGCAAUAUUGCUGUUUGGAAUGUGGCAAAGAGUUUUCAAGAAGUAGCCACCUUCAGAUCCACAAAAGAAUCCACACUGGAGAGAAGCCAUAUUCCUGUACAGAGUGUGGCAAACAAUUCCGUCUCACUAGUCACCUUAUGAUCCACAAAAGAAUUCACACAGGAGAGAAGCCUUAUUGCUGUACAGAGUGUGGCAAACACUUCAGAGUCAGUAGUCAGCUUGUGAAACACAAACGAAUUCACACAGGAGAGAAGCCAUACUCCUGUACAGAGUGUGACAAACAAUUCCGUCACAGGAGUGGUCUUUGGAGCCACAAAAGAAUUCACACUGGAGACAAGCCUUUUUGCUGUUUGGAAUGUGGCAAAAAGUUUUCAUCAAGAAGCCUUUUUCAAACGCACAAAAGAAUUCACACAGGAGAGAAGCCGUAUUCCUGUACAGAGUGUGGCAAACAAUUCCAUGGCAAUGAUCAUCUUCUGGGCCACAAAAGAAUUCACGCAGGAGACAAGCCAUAUUGCUGUUUGGAAUGUGGCAAACAAUUAGGUUCCAGGAUAUCUCUUCAGAGCCACAAAAGAAUUCACACGGGAGAGAAGCCGUAUUCAUGUACAGAGUGUGGCAAAGAAUUCCGUCACAGGAGUGGUCUUCGGAGCCACAAAAAAAUUCACACUGGAGAGAAACCUUUUUGUUGUUUGGAAUGUGGCAAAAAGCUGUCAUCAAGAAGCCUUCUUCAGAUCCACAAAAGAAUUCAUACAGGAGAGAAACCGUAUUCCUGUACAGAGUGUGGCAAACAAUUCCGUGGCAGGGAUCAUCUUCUGAAACACCAAAUUAUUCACACAGGCGAGAAGUCAUAUUGCUGCACAGAGUGUGGCAAACAAUUCCGUAACAGGAGUCAUCUUCUGAGCCACAAGAGAGUUCACACCGGAGAGAAGCCUUUUUGCUGUUUGGAAUGUGGCAAACAAUUAGGUUCCAGGAUAUCUCUUGAGAGCCACGAAAGAAUUCACACAGGAGAGAAGCCAUAUUGCUGUACAGAGUGUGGCAAAGAAUUCCGUCACAAGAGUGGUCUUCGGAGCCACCAAAGAAUUCACACUGGAGAGAAGCCUUUUUCCUGUUUGGAAUGUGGCAAACAAUUAGGUUCCAGAAGAUCUCUUCAGAGCCACAAAAGAAUUCACACAGGAGAGAAGCCAUAUUGUUGCACAGAGUGUGGCAAACACUUCCGUGACAAGGGUAGUUUUCAGAUCCACACUAGAAUCCAUGCUGGAGAAAACCUGUUCUGCUCUGCCAUAAAUACCAGAGAAAAAAUGGCUGUAAGUAUUAAGAAGGAGGAGUGUGAGUGGGAGUCCAUCCACCCUCAACAAGAGAGUCUCUGCAUUAAGCAGGAGGAGGAGGAGGACUGUGAGACAGGGUUAGGGAGCAUUAAAGAAGAGGCUGAAGAGACGUCUGUCAGCAUUGAGACAAACAUUUGUAAAAGUGUGCAGAAUGUCAAGGAAGAGGACCAUCAGUGUGGGGGUGAAGAUGGAGCAGAGACCGGGUUAGUCUCACCUCACAGCAGACCCUGUGCAUCAUCAGAGCCUUCUGUCCUUGUGAAGUCUGAAUCAUCACAGCCUGACACAAAGAGGACUGAAGACCCUUCAUCCGUUAGAAUUCAGAAAGAUCAGCGGCCACCUACAAAUCAGGCUAAAAAAAGAAACAAACCUCACUGUUGUUCUGAAUGUGACAAACAGUUUUGUCGUAGGAGUGAUCUACAGAGACACCUUAGAAUUCACACCGGAGAGAAGCCAUUUUCCUGUUUGGAAUGUGGCAAAGAGUUUUCAAGAAGAAGCGUUCUUCAGAUCCACAAAAGAAUCCACACAGGAGAGAAGCCGUAUUGCUGUACAGAGUGUGGCAAACAAUUCCGUGUCAGUAGUCAGCUUCUGAACCACCAAAGAAUUCACACAGGAGAGAAGCCGUAUUGCUGUUUGGACUGUGGUAAAGAGUUUUCAAGAAGAAGCCUUCUUCAGAUCCAUGAAAGAAUCCACACUGGAGAGAAACCAUAUUGCUGUAUGGAAUGUGGCAAAGAGUUUUCAAGAACAAGCCUUCUUCAGACCCACAAAAGAAUUCACACUGGAGAGAAGCCGUACUGUUGUUUGGAAUGUGGCAAACGAUUUUCACAAAAGAGCACUCUUACAAGACACAAAACAAUCCACACAGAAGAGAAGCCAUAUUGCUGCUCUGAGUGUGGCAAGCAGUUUUUACAAAGGAGUAAUCUUCAUAGCCACCAAACAAUUCACACCGGAGAAAAACCAUAUUGCUGUUUGGAAUGUGGCAAAGAGUUUUCAAGGAGAAGCGUUCUUCAGAUCCACCAAAGGAUCCACACUGGGGAGAAGCCAUACUGCUGUACAGUUUGCGGCAAACAAUUCCGUGUCAGUAGUCAGCUUCUGAGCCACAAAAGAAUUCACACAGGAGAGAAGCCGUAUUGCUGUACAGAGUGUGGCAAAAAAUUCAGUAGCAGGAGUCAUCUUCUGAGCCACAAAAGAAUUCACACAGGAGAGAAGCCAUAUUGCUGUUUGCACUGUGGCAAAGGAUUUUCCAGAAGAAGCCUUCUUCAACGCCACAAAAGAAUCCACAGUGGAGAGGACCCUUACAUCUCUUUGGAAUGUGACAAAUUGAAUAUAAAAAAGGAGACGUGUGAGGCUGCCAUAAAUACCAGAGAAAAAAUGGCUGUAAGUAUUAAGAAGGAGGAGUGUGAGUGGGAGUCCAUCUGCCCUCAACAGGAGAGUCUCCACAUUAAGGAGGAGGAGGACUGUGAGACAGGGUUAGUGAGCAUUAAAGAAGAGGCUGAAGAGACGUCUGUCAGCAUUGAGACAAACAUUUAUAAAAGUGUGCAGAAUGUCAAGGAAGAGGACCAUCAGUGUGGGGGUGAAGAUGGGGCAGUGACCGGGUUAGUCUCACCUCACAGCAGACCCUGUGCAUCAUCAGAGCCUUCAAUCCUGGUGAAGUCUGAAUCAUCACAGCCUGACACAAAGAGGACUGAAGACCCUUCAUCUGUUAGAAUUGAGGAAGAUGAGCCGCCACCUACAAAUCAGGCUGAAAAGAGAGACAAACCUCACUGUUGUUCUGAAUGUGGCAAGCAAUUCAGGCGCAGUUAUGAUCUACAGAGACACGUCAGAAUUCACACCGGAGAGAAGCCGUUUUCCUGUUUGGAAUGUGGCAAAGAGUUUUCAAGGAAAAGUCUUUUUCAGACACACAAAAGGAUCCACACUGGAGAGAAGCCGUAUUGCUGUACAGACUGUGGCAAACAAUUCCGUAGCAGUAGUCUCCUUCUGCGCCACAAAAGAAUUAACACGGGCGAGAAGCCGUAUUGCUGUUUGGAUUGUGGGAAAGAGUUUUCAAAAAGAAGCUGCCUUCAGAUUCACAAAAGAAUCCACACUGGAGAGAAGCUGUAUUGCUGUUUGGAAUGUGGCAAAGAGUUUUCAGGAACAAGUGUUCUUCAGAUCCACCAAAGAAUUCACACUGGGGAGAAGCCGUAUCGCUGUACAGAGUGUGGUAAACAAUUCAGUUGCAUGAGUCAUAUUCGGAGCCACCAAAGAAUUCACACCGGAGAAAAGCCAUAUUGCUGUCUGGAAUGUGGCAAGCAGUUUUCACAAAACAGUACCCUUAAAAAGCACAAAAAAAUCCACACAGGAGAGAAGCCCUAUUGCUGUUCUGAGUGUGGCAAACAGUUUUUAGAAAAGAGUAGACUGAUUAGCCACCAGAGAAUUCACACUGGAGAGAAGCCAUUUUGCUGCUUGGAAUGUGGUAAGCAGUUUUCACAACACAGCACCCUUACAAGGCACAGAAUAAUCCAUUCAGGAAAGAAGCCAUAUUGCUGUUCUGAGUGUGGCAAGCGGUUUUUAGAAAGGAGUAGACUUCUUAGGCACCAAAGAACUCACACCGGAGAGAAGUCCUAUUGCUGUAGAGAGUGUGGUACACAAUUCUGUGACAGGAGUAGUCUUCAUACCCACAAAAGAGUUCACACAGGUGAGAAGCCUUAUAUCUCUUUACUCCAUUGACAAGAUCAUUUGUCACAUUCCAGUCUUCAGAGCCACAAAAGAAUCGACAUUGGAAAGAAGCCAUAUUGCUGUAUAAUGAGGGAAUGAUUUUGUCACAGGAGAGGUCUUCAGUGCCACAGUCAAAUUCAUACCUAAGUUAAGCCACAUUGCUUUUUUGAACUGUGGCAAAUAAUUUUGUCACUGUCGUAACCUCCAACAUCUACAAAACUGUUUCUACUGGAGAGAUCUUGAAACACACAAAAUGAAAUGCACUGGCCUGAGAAGCCAUGCUUAGAUCAGCCUAUGACUAAAAGAGCACUGGUCCAGACACCAUCUAAAUCUUCUGUCUUAAAGUACAGCACUGCAGCGGGAUAUGACUGAAUGUAUAAAUGUGUUACAAUCGAUGCAGCACCUACAGAUGACACCAAAACGGCUCACUACAGGAACAACUCUCUGACUAUUCAAAUCAGAUCAAUGCAAAGAACUCAAAACACAUCACCUCAUAAUCUGACUCUCUGCCAUGUUUAAACUCUUUACUGCAGUGCUUGUUAAACUAUGGGUCACAACCCAAAUUGGGGCAUGAACACAUUUUUUGUGGGCUGCUGGGUAGUCGUUAGUCUAAGCACAAAUUAUAUACAACCCUCUAUUUAGUGUGCACAAAAAACACACUGUUAAAUCAUCACAGAAAACUUUCAUUUCUAUGGCACAAAAAAAAAAGAAGAGCUCCCCAUGAUGCCAACCUCCCUGUCACAACCAAUGAAACAAUCAAACUGAGAUGACUGGCAAGCAAAGAUACAGUGCAUCCAGAAAGUAUUCACAGCGCAACACUUUUUCCACAUUUUGUUUUGUUACAGCCUU
Molecule: messenger RNA, 5680 nt
Organism: Polypterus senegalus (gray bichir)
Lineage: Eukaryota; Metazoa; Chordata; Cladistia; Polypteriformes; Polypteridae
Product: zinc finger protein 836-like
Exons: 8
Coding region: 326-4843 (1505 amino acids)
Biological process (GO): regulation of transcription by RNA polymerase II
Molecular function (GO): RNA polymerase II cis-regulatory region sequence-specific DNA binding; DNA-binding transcription factor activity
Source: RefSeq, a predicted model, not a curated record